Molecule: messenger RNA, 1110 nt
Organism: Emiliania huxleyi CCMP1516
Lineage: Eukaryota; Haptophyta; Isochrysidales; Noelaerhabdaceae
Exons: 7
Coding region: 1-1110 (369 amino acids)
Source: RefSeq, a predicted model, not a curated record
AUGCCCAAGGCCUCGCCGUCGAAGGCGCCGCUGCCGAAGCCGAAGAAGCCGAAGGAGGUGAAGGACGUGGCCUUGAACACGAUGCGCGUCGUCGACUACCAGGCGAAGCUGGCCGUCUAUGAGGAGGAGAUGGCGGCGUACAAGGCCGGCCAGCGGCGGCGCGAGGCGGACAAGGUUGCGGUCAAGCGGAGGCUCUCGGCAGGCGACGCCGAACCGGCGGCGAAGCGCUCGACGCCGGCGCGGCUGGAGACGCCCGAAGCGUGCGCGGCGGGCUCAGCCGAGGCGCCGCGUGCGCCACCUGCCGAGCCCCUGCGGCGAUUACCGCAAGUCCUUCGCGAAGAGAAGGAGGCGGCGGCGGCGGUCGAGCCCGAGGCGCGCGGCGACGGCGUCGAGCUGCUCGGCGGGCCGCGCGCCGGGGAACGGGGCAAUGUGACCCGGCUGCGGCGAUGCGACGGCGGCGCGCCGAGCAAGGAGCCGUGCUGCUGCGAAUGCGGCCACACUGUCACCAGCAGGGAGGCGCCGGGGCAAGGCACGUGCGACGUUUGUCUCGAGCAGGUCGCCGCCGGCGACGACAUCGACGCGGCGUUGGCAUUGGCGGCCUCGGUGGCGGGCGAGCUGCCGGCCGGUGCCUCGAAGCGGCAGCGCGCACUGUAUGCCAUCAAGAUGAACAUGGUGGCCGCCCCGGAGAGGGAGGCCGAGGCGACCAAGGCGGAAGGGGCGGCUCGCCGCCCAACGCGACACGAGCUGGCGGCGGCGGUGGCGGGAGGCUGGAGCAAGUUGUUCGCGGAGCAGGCUGGUGUGGACGGCAUGGGGUACCCGUGGGAUGGGGACUGGUGCGAUGAGGACGCUUCCGACUACGAUGAGGAGUACCUCCCGUCCCAUCGUGAGGAUGUGCUGUUCGACCUCGAAGACGGCGGCCCGUGGGGGGCGAGACCUCGGAGGCCGACAGCUGCGGAGCUCGCGCCUCUGGCGUGGCCGCACAGCUACUGGUGGCACGACCGGGACCGAAUCGUCCUGCUGUACAUGCACAUGCUCGACAACCCGCCUGAUGGCAGCUUCCUUUGGGAGGCUCGCGUGUUUCGGCAGGGCGGAGGCGGAGGCGAUGUGUGA